Anguilla rostrata (American eel) is the source of this 3006-nucleotide messenger RNA. RefSeq names its product alpha-2,8-sialyltransferase 8F-like. Gene Ontology annotation, molecular function: alpha-N-acetylneuraminate alpha-2,8-sialyltransferase activity. NCBI's taxonomy places the organism in Eukaryota, Metazoa, Chordata, Actinopteri, Anguilliformes, Anguillidae. The record is from RefSeq and is a predicted model, not a curated record. Bases 191 to 1261 code for a protein of 356 amino acids. Gene Ontology annotation, biological process: oligosaccharide metabolic process; N-glycan processing. The transcript has 7 exons.
UUACGUGGGUAAUUCCCUUAUCAGACAAAGGACUAUUCUAUACUGUAGCAACGCAAACGCAUCUCCGCCUCUUGACUUCACUCCGGCUUCUAUGGAUAGGAUGUACAUUCAUAGUGUAAUAAUUGACCCGUACCAAUAGAUUUAUUAUUGCUACUUAAAAAAGAAAUUCUGCGCUUGUACUUUUCUGUCAAUGGCAGCGUAUCUUCUAAAAUGGAGCUUUCUUCUUAUGAUGAUUACGAUGAUGGUCCACACGUUUGUAGUCUUGCGUGGGACAAUUUGGAUUGUUAGGGAUGAGAUGACUGAUUUCCAAAAACUUCGAUGCACAAAACUGAGAGAAAUAAUUUUUUCACUGACAGCGUCAAAAAUUAACACGAAGUCUUUCACAGAGGAUGUACGGGCAUUAAUGAGCUGUCCCCAUGAAUCAAAUAUCACUCAAAGAGAACGCCACAGAGUUGAAUUACGUUCCUGCUGCAAUGCAACAGGGAGCCUGUUUCUUACCAGACAGAACACUCGUGAGGGGCAGAGGAUAAAGUAUGAAACAAACAGAAAAAAAAACAUACUGGUGGAUAAAUCGAUCUUCAAAAUGCUCCCCAAGAGCACCCCAUGGAGGAAUGACAGUCGAUUCCAGCGCUGCGCUGUGGUGGGAAAUGGCGGGAUUCUGAGGAACAGCAGCUGUGGGGCGGAAAUCGACAGUGCAGACAUCGUCCUCAGGUUGAAUAUGGCUCCCAUCAACAACAGCAGAGAUGUUGGAGUGAAGACCAGCCUGGUCACAAUCAACCCCAGCCAAAUUCGAGUUGGCUAUCCAGACCUGCAGAAGCGCCCCCAGCCCUUGGUAGAGCGGGUGUCUGCAUACGGAGAUGCACCCCUCCUUAUGCCUGCCUUUGCCUACACCACCUGUACCGACAUAUCUUUCAAAGUUCACAAGGUGGUACAGAAGAUGCGCCCCAACCAGAAGGUAGUUUUCUUCAAUCCUGAAUACCUGCUGGAACUCUUCCAGUACUGGAAGCACCGAGGACUUGAGGAGCUUCGUCUCACCACUGGGUUAAUGCUGGCGAGCGUGGCCAUGGAACUGUGUGACAGUGUACACCUCUAUGGCUUUUGGCCCUUUGAGUUGGACCUUUUCCAGCACCCAGUGACUCACCACUACUAUGACAAUGUUGGACCAAGCCGUCGAAUGCAUGCUAUGCCGAAGGAAUUUCUGCAGCUGUUGAAGAUGCACUGCCAGGGGUCGAUACAUUUACAGCUGACGCGGUGCCACUGACUACAUGCUCCCUUUGCAUCAUCACUUCAAACUGUUCUAGUCAUCACAGCUGAAUUUCACUUAUGGAACAUGGUCUGAAUAGGGAAGAACUGGCAGAAUUGUAACAAUUUUCACUUUUUACUGAAUUAAUUAGAAGUAGUGCCAUCAAAAGCUGUGAAAUUUCACUAGAAAGAAUGUAUACAGCAAAAUCCUGCAGCAAUGCUCCAACAUCUAUUAUAAAGUCUUCCCAGAAAAGUGGAGGUUGUAUUAGUCGCAACAGGUAGACCAACUCCAUAUUAAUGCCCAUAGUUUUGGAUGAGAUGUUGGAUGUCAGGUGUACAUAUACUUUUGAUCAUGUAGUGUAGUUUUUAAAUAAGAGAAAACUUAGCAACACAUAUACCUGGGAUUUGAAGUUCAACACAAUCCCUGUGUAAAUAUUAAAUGAUUUACUCAUGUUUUGUUCUUGACACUGAAAAUAAAGAACAGUCAAAGGGGAAAGUGCAACAUAUCCCAUCCCCCUUUAGUGAUAAUGUCCAUGAAAUUGGCAUAAAUAGAAUAAAGUCUUUCUAACCUAGAAGAGAGGGUAGACUGCUUCAACAUCACACUGAACCCUAGGGGCUAUUCUGCCCCUUGCUUCAAGGGUAAGCACUACCUGUAACACUCAAGCGGUUUGCUGUCCCUUGGUGGGUUACAGUGAAAGGCUGGAGGAGGAUUGAACUCUGGCUCUAGAUCGUGUUGCAUUUAUUUAGUUCCAUAAAUAAAAGCUGUGAAAUGAGCGCACAGAACAGUAUUCGUGCAUGUGGAGCAGUGAAAUGGGAAACUCCUGUGUGUGACAGGGGAAUGACAGAUAUUAAUGGAAACGAAUAAACACAUCACUGCAACCAUUGUUGUGAGUUCAGAUAAGCAUGGAAACUGUAGGGUGUGGGUGCAUUUUUUUCAUUUCUUCAAUUGUUUUGUUAGGUUCAGAAGGCCAUAAUAGCAUUGUUUGUUUUCAUCACAGAUUAGUGUGAUUCCUUAAAUGUUUUUUUUUGUAAACAUGACUCACCCUUGGAUUAUCUUUGCUUCCGUGCACUAAAAUCAGCUGAGCCUGUAAGUGCUGGUUUAGUCUGACGGGUUGGGAUGGAGGAAAAGGCUCAUUCUCUUUAUUUCAUGUUACGCACCUCCACCGCUGGACAGUCUGUCUGUCACUGUUGUGCCUGUGCAUAUUAGUUUCCCCUCUGGGUUAUUUUCUUUACUCGUUAUUUCCAUUAGUAGCUAGGAUAACACCUAUUCUAGUGGUGCAGUUAGCAGCAUGCGAUGGGGACACGUUUAAACCUUAGCCUAUAGGCUUUAAUCCUGUGGGGUGCUGGCAGUACAAAUGAAUUAAAGAAUUAAUUAUUUAUUUUGUUAAUUUAGUUUUCGUCAUAGGCAACUUCUGGCAGAACUGUAAUUAUGACAGCAAACAGCAUCAGAAAUGCAAUUGGGCUAAUGCAGUUUUUCUUUCUGCCUAAUUUUAAUCUUCAUUAUCAAGGAUCACCAAAUUAUUCCAUGAUCUUCAGCUUAAUCACAAUCGUUUUAAUAUAUUUUAUUGGACAUAAAGUUAAUCUGUCCUCAAUGUGAAGCUUAUACAACUGAUUUGAAACAGUUGAAGAAUAAUCCAAUUUAUAUGAUACAAAUUUGAACAUGGAUAUAAAUAAAUGAUCUUUAAUCAAACUAUUAUUAAGAACUGAAUGAUGCAAUAAUGACAUGUCCAAAUGUUGUUUAAUUAAAAUUAAUUUGUUUUUUCA